UUCGGAUCCGAGAGCAAUAAAUUACCGGCUUCGAAAAUCCGGGGACGGGAUUCUCCGGUAUGAGGAUCCUGCCGUCGGGUCCUGGUACACAGGGGAAAGCACUUAUAUAACUUGUCAUCGUCAAGAGUUGAAGUCGUGAUCUAUCCAACCAUAUCUAUGAUUGUCAGUGUUUCUCUCAUUACUCCCUGUAACUUAUAUCUUUGUCACCAAAUCUUCAAGUAGUCUUUGAAAACCUCAUACGGCAUCAGCUCAACAUGCGACUCAAUCGUUGGUUAGAGGACAAGACGGAGGCUUUGUCUCGCUCCUGGUUUCUGAGCAAUACCGCCAUUCAAUACUAUAGCGCUUGUUGUGGUGCAGCAUCUGUGAUCUUCUUUGUCGUCUCGUUUGCUAUUGCCGAUUUUAUACCCCCACCUAAACCCUCCUGGGGUGCUGAGAAGGUUGCGCAAUUCUAUCAGGACCAUACUAAACGCAUUCAUGCUGGUGCUGCGAUUAAUAUGAUAGCCGGAGGCUUCUAUUUACCCUUCUCUGCUGCUAUAUCCUACCAAAUUCGCCGCAUUCCCAAUAUACCCUAUAUAAUCCAUCAAGUUCAACUGGCUUCAGCAGCGGCGGGGAUCUGGACGUUUAUGUUACCUGGAAUAGUUCUUGCCAUCGCGUCAUAUCGUCCUGAUCGCCCAGUGGAGAUCACUCACGCCUUGAACGACUUUUUUUGGCUCGUUGCAUUUAUGCCUUGGCCAACGUUCAUGGUACAGAACUUCGCUUUCGCCUAUGCCAUCAUCAUCGACACACGCAAAAAACCAUUAUUCCCCAAGGAACUAGCAAUUGUCAACAUUCUCAUGCCAAUAAUAUUCGCGCUUGCAACCGGGGCGCAUACUGUAUACAGUGGUCCCUUCUCAUGGAAUGGAGUCAUCACAUUCUAUUUUGUUGGUUUCACGUUUCUUGUGCAGGUUUGUGUUGACUCGAUAUAUCUGGGUCUUGCUGCUCGGGAAGAGGGAAGAAAUGAGUCAUUGGAAAAGGAAACUGAAGUUAUUCAGACAGCUUCGGUUUAAAUCUCAGAAAUCGACCCAGGGUUAGAGAUAACCGUCAGCUUUUCCCGGCUUGGAAAUUUGCCGCAGUGCUAAAGCUAGCUUCUAUUGUUGACAACCUACAUAUGACUUUAUUCUGAGGUCUUCUCAACCAAAAAGGACAUAAUAAUAUAAUUAUCCUGUGAAGUGUUUAUCUAGGUCCUUAUGUUCUAAUAUUCU
This is a messenger RNA of Talaromyces proteolyticus, 1241 nucleotides long. RefSeq lists its product as uncharacterized. The record is from RefSeq and is a predicted model, not a curated record. The coding region runs from base 255 to 1046 and encodes 263 amino acids. The transcript has 2 exons. NCBI's taxonomy places the organism in Eukaryota, Fungi, Ascomycota, Eurotiomycetes, Eurotiales, Trichocomaceae.